UUGUAGCUAUCAUCAGAGCAUUAGCAUUCUAUAGCGAAAAGAAUGACAUUAUUAAGAGCUAUAGCUAUAGCAAUCAUUUUCUGUGUGUUCUCCAAUUUCCUGCUGAGAGCAGAAAGUAUUAAAGAAGCUACCAACUCUCAACCGUCGUCUCAAUGGAAUGACAGUCCGAGAAAGCUAAACGUACUUAUGCUCACAGUCAUGGCCUCAGGGCAUACGGCAGUUCCUCUAGCACUAGGUGAAGAGUUGGCUAAGAGGGGCCACCAUGUGACACUGUGUAUGGCCGGAAACAAGUAUCAAACUGCAGCUGAGACGGUUGGAAUAGCAUUCAAGAGCAAUGGACCAUCACACGACUUCACACAGUAUGGACAACAAUCUCAGACGCACGGUGGAAUUGGAUCAGACUUAACAACAUUACUAGGUUUAAAACGAGGAAUUGGAAUCGAAACUGAAAACUACUUAAGAAUGUUUGAAGAAGGUCAUCUUGGGAGGGAUUGGGACAUCGUCAUUGCUACCGACUUUAUUUCAUCACUACUUCCGUGUUUAAGUGAAUAUCUAAAUGUCCCAGCGCUGCUAACCCACACUUCAUUACAGACCCACACUCACACGUAUCCAUCGUGGCCCUGGGCUAGUCUCAGCAUAAAAACAAACACAGACGAUAUAACAUUCAGCCAAAGAUUUGUUCAUGCAAUUGAAAGAGCACUUGAACCACAUUUGCUAACAUAUGUUUUCACCCCAACUAAUCGAGACAAGCUAUAUGCUUUUUGCCCACAACAAGCCAGAACUGAUUUAAUCACAGCUCCUAGUACGCGUAUACCAGACAUUGUACCCAGUGUUAUUGGAGUGGAGUACCCACGAACUAUAUCCCCCCUCUCCCAUUACGUUGGGCCCAUUCUAACAGAGCAUCCCUCGCCAUGCACAGACAAACUGGAGAGUUGGCUUAACAACAAAGAAGAUAAAAGUGUUAUCUACAUUAGUAUGGGGUCAGUGACUCUAGUCACAAAAGAGCUAGCUAAAGCUUUCAUUGGUGGGAUAAAGAAAACUAACUACAGUGUUCUAUGGGCUAUGAAGAAAACUGAACAUUUUGAGCUAGACAUUGAUCCUGAGAGAUUUUUCACCGGCGACUGGCUUCCACAGUUGUCAGUGUUAAGACACAGAGCUACAAGUUUGGCUAUCAUGCAUGGAGGAGCGAAUGGUGUUCACGAGAGCCUACACAGUGGAGUGCCUUUGAUUCUGGUACCAGGAAUGAUUGAACAGAAUGCUAACGCAGGUCGAGUGCACCACCAUCGACUGGGUAUACAUCUGAACAAGCAAGGACUCACAGCAGAACAGGUGUACCAGAGCAUAAUGGAGAUCGACUCUGGAGAUUAUCGAAAGAAUGUGAGAAAGCUUCAGAAGGUGUUCCGAGCAGCUGGAGGAGCCAAGAGAGCAGCUGAUCUGGUGGAGUUCUACUCAGAGGUUGGCUACGAUCAUCUCAUCCCAGCCUAUGCCAAGUACAACUGGAACUGGGUGCAGUACUACAAUGCUGAUGUGUACACUCUACUGUUGGUGUGUGCACUAGUUACUCUCUACAUAGACUAUAAGAUAUUGAAGUGCCUCUACUCUAGGUGCUGCAAGUCAAAGAAGCAAAAAAAUGAGUAAUUUGCAUUUACCAA
Molecule: messenger RNA, 1652 nt
Organism: Halichondria panicea
Lineage: Eukaryota; Metazoa; Porifera; Demospongiae; Suberitida; Halichondriidae
Product: NDP-glycosyltransferase YjiC-like
Exons: 1
Coding region: 43-1638 (531 amino acids)
Molecular function (GO): hexosyltransferase activity; UDP-glycosyltransferase activity
Source: RefSeq, a predicted model, not a curated record